Molecule: messenger RNA, 2165 nt
Organism: Vigna radiata var. radiata (mung bean)
Lineage: Eukaryota; Viridiplantae; Streptophyta; Magnoliopsida; Fabales; Fabaceae
Product: nitrate regulatory gene2 protein
Exons: 4
Coding region: 1-1941 (646 amino acids)
Source: RefSeq, a predicted model, not a curated record
AUGGGUUGCUGCCAGUCGAGGAUAGAGAGGGAAGAAACGGUGUCGCGUUGCAAAUCCAGGAAGCGUUACAUGAAGCAGUUCGUGCAAGCCAGACAUGCUUUUUCUGCGGCACAUGCUAUGUACAUUCGUUCGCUUCGUGCCACUGGUUCAGCACUCUUUCAGUUCGCAAAUGCUGAAACCACGGUUCUCCACCACCUCAACCAUCACCAUCACCACCUUCCGCCGCGCCCUCAGCCCAUUCUCCCGCCGCCGCCUCCGCGAACUCCCACCCCGAUGCCGCCGCCACCUCCUCCGCCGCCGAUGAGUCUGAGCUCUUACACUUGGACUUCGGACUCUACCUCCUCCCCGGCUCUUCCCCCGCCGCCUCCACCGCCUCCCCCGGUGCCUUCCUCCGCCUGGGACUUCUGGGACCCGUUUAUGCCGGCUGCGCCGGCGAUGGCUUCCCGGUCGGUGACGGAGGAGGAGUGGGAGGCUACAACAACCACCGGAUCAGAAGUGGUAGUGAUGGCGGCGGCGAGUGUGACGGCUCCACCGUCAGUGGUGAGCGGGUUUUCCAAGGAGACACCUAGUGAGCUUGCAAUGGUUGUUUCAAGGAAUAGUACCAAGGAUCUUGUUGAAGUUAUCAAAGAGCUCGAUGAUUAUUUUCUCAAAGCUGCUGAUGCUGGUUCUCAUGUUUCUUUGAUCCUUGAAGUUUCAAACUCUGGAUUUUCUGAUAACAGUAAAGCGUGUAAAGUGCACAGCUAUGGGUGGAAUUUGAGUCCGUCCUUGUGGACUUGGGGUUCGAGUCCGAAGCUGAAUGGGUUUGGAAAACUGACUGAGGGAACUCCCGUUUCUGUUGGUACUUUUGGGGCUAAUGGAGGUGGAAGUGUUGGGCACGGGUCCACUGUGGAGAGGCUAUACGCAUGGGAGAAGAAGUUGUAUCAAGAGGUCAAGAAUGCUAAGACUAUAAAGAUGGAGCAUGAGAAGAAGCUGGCACUGCUAAGGAAGGUGGAGAUGAAGAGAGCUGACUAUGUGAAGGCAGAGAAGACAAAGAAAGAAGUGGAGAAGUUAGAAUCACAAAUGAUGGUGGCUUCUCAAGCCAUUGAUAGUACAUCUGCUGAAAUAAUCAAACUGAGGGAGGUGGAGCUGUACCCUCAACUCAUUGAGCUUGUCAAAGGAUUAAUGUGCAUGUGGAGAAGCAUGUACGAGUGUCAUCAAGUUCAAAAGCACAUAGUUCAGCAGCUAGAGUACCUCAACACCGUACCAUCAAACAACCCCACUUCUGAGAUUCACAGGCAAUCAACUCUUCAGCUGGAGCUUGAAGUACAGCAAUGGCACCAAUCUUUCUGCAAUCUCUUCAAGGCUCACCGCGAUUACAUCCAAUCCCUCACAGGUUGGCUAAGGCUCACCCUUUUCCAGUUCAGCAAAAACCCUCUAAGCAGAACCCCGGAGGAGUCAAAGAUAUACUCCCUCUGUGAAGAAUGGCACCUUGCUGUUGAUCGCAUCCCAGACAAUGUAGCAUCCGAAGGAAUAAAAAGCUUGUUAACGGUUAUUCAUGCCAUAGUAGAGCAACAGGCAGAGGAGUAUAAACAAAAGAAGAAGUCAGAUUGUGCGUUCAAAGAGCUUGAGAAGAAGGUGGUUCAGCUUCGGUCUUUGGAGUGCAAGUAUGGUCCAUACUCCAUGCCAGAAUCCUCUGGUUCCAUGCGAAACAAGGACUCGGUGAGCGAGAAGCGUGCCAAGGUGGAAGCUUUGAGAGCAAAGGCAGAAGAAGAGAAGAACAAAUACGAGAAGGCAGUGAGUGUAACUAGGGCAAUGACGCUGAACAACUUGCAAAUGGGUUGCCCGCAUGUGUUUCAAGGGAUUGUGGGGUUUUCAAGUGUGUGCAUGGAGGUUUUUGAGUCUGUAUACAACAAAGCCAAAGUUGCUGAACAGGAGCAUGACGUGAAGAGAAUAUUGCCGUAGGAGAAUUCUAGUUCAUAUGUCGUGUACAGAUGAAUGUGAUUAUCACCCUUGCCCGUAUCAUCACAUUGCGUUUACACCAGCUGAUAUCAUGAAUCAUCAUACCUCAUACUUUGGUGUAGAUUCCUCUUUCCGCAAGCAUUUAUUACGAAGGGUUUUACUUGGUUUCAUUGUGUACUGUUAAUAUGAUAAUAUAUAGUCCAGAAAAAUUGAUGAUUUGAACACUC